Molecule: messenger RNA, 2666 nt
Organism: Pangasianodon hypophthalmus (striped catfish)
Lineage: Eukaryota; Metazoa; Chordata; Actinopteri; Siluriformes; Pangasiidae
Gene: otx5
Product: orthodenticle homolog 5
Exons: 3
Coding region: 415-1299 (294 amino acids)
Biological process (GO): multicellular organism development; regulation of transcription by RNA polymerase II
Cellular component (GO): nucleus
Molecular function (GO): RNA polymerase II cis-regulatory region sequence-specific DNA binding; DNA-binding transcription factor activity, RNA polymerase II-specific
Source: RefSeq, a predicted model, not a curated record
GCUACCAGGAAGGUCAACGGAGAGAGAGAGAGAGAGAGAGAGAGAGAGAGAGAUUGAGGAGGGAGGGGUUUUCUCCACCUUGGCUUCUAAUUAGCCCUCCUCUUCCUUGGUGCUCUCAGUCCUCGGCUGUGUCCCAAACGCAACACAUCCCUCAGUCACUAAGAGAGAGAGAGAGACAGACAGAGAGAGAGACAAACGGAGAGACAGACAGAAAGAGCCUGUGUGGGUUUUUUUCGUUUGUUUUUUUCCGGGGAGCGUUUUUGUUGAGACAAAACCAGGUCUAGAAUUAGUUUUAGUUAGAGGACUGAAACUGUUUUUUCUUUCCUGUGAUAAAGGCGAACAGGAGAGCUAGCGCGAGAGAGAGAGAGAGAGAGAGAGAGAGAGAGAGAGAGAGAGAUUAAAGGCAGUGCAGGCAUGAUGUCCUACAUUAAGCAGCCUCAUUACGCAGUGAACGGGUUAACGCUGUCCGGCCCGGGCAUGGACCUCCUCCACACCGCCGUCGGCUACCAGAACACACCCCGGAAGCAGCGGCGUGAGAGAACCACAUUCACACGUGCGCAGCUCGACGUGCUCGAGGCGCUGUUCGCUAAAACACGUUAUCCUGACAUCUUCAUGCGCGAGGAGGUGGCGCUAAAAAUCAACCUGCCUGAGUCCAGAGUUCAGGUCUGGUUCAAAAACCGCCGCGCUAAGUGUCGGCAGCAGCAGCAACAGAGCAGCGGACAGCCGAAACCUCGGCCUCCCAAAAAGAAAUCAUCCCCUGCCCGAGAGACGACCUCUGACCCUGCUAAUACUAACGCUACUGCUAAUGCACCCUACAGUCCAGUGGCUCCGCCCCCUCCAGCCCCACCUACAGCCAUCACUCCAAGCUCCACUGGCACAAAUGCUAAUGCUAGUGUCUCCAUCUGGAGCCCUGCGUCUGUCUCGCCAUUGGCUGAUCCACUCUGCGUGUCGAGUAAAACCGCAUACGCGAUGACGUACGCUCAGACUCCAGCCUACGCUCCGGCCUACGCAACUUCCUCGUCUUAUUUCAGCGGCCUAGAUUGCAGCUCGUACCUUUCCCCAAUGCAUGCACCGCUCUCAGCCACUGGGAGUGGCCCCCUUAGCCCUAUAGGCUCCUCAUCCUCCAUGGCUCUAGGCCAAUCACAGGUCUCGCAAGGUUAUGGCCCCGCCUCCCUUGGUUUUAGCACCAUUGAUUGUCUGGACUACAAUAAAGACCAAACAGCUUGGAAGCUUAACUUCGGUGCAGCAGAUUGCCUGGACUAUAAGGACCAAAAUUCCUGGAAGUUCCAGGUGUUAUAGGCAGGGGGCGCAGUCGAGGAGGGAAUUUUGGACAAGCUAAAAUUGUUCCUAAUUGUGUCUUUGAGUUCAUUUAAUUACAUGAUUUCCUGUGUUUCUUGUCACUGUAAAACAGCAGAUGACAUAAACAGACACUUGCUUUAACUGAAGUAUGAAGAUAUAUGACACAAAAAUGUUUGCACUAAAAUUGUGCAAGGUGAGGCGUCAGAUACGCAAAUUCAAAAUAUUCUGAUCAGAGUUCAGUUUUGUUUAGGUCAUAAAUUAAUAAAAUACGAUAAGCUUAAACAGAUUCUCAUGGUCACAAAUUCGUACAAAUUUACUCAAUCCAAAUUGUACGUAAAAUUACAGUUAAAUUUAGAGUGAGUGUGGGGUGUGUUUAACGUUCGUAGCUUAUUUAUGAUUUUAUUCCUAUGUAAUCCCAUAAAAAUACUUUUGCUCUUUAGAAUUAUUAUGAAUUGUGCAUACAAUGAUGUGGGAUUUUUAAAAAAUCUGAUCUUUUUUUUUGGUACUUUGGCACUAGAAAUGUGUAAAAUUUGUAACAAACAGUUUAUAUCAUAAUGAUUUAGUGGCUGUGGCUUUGUUUUUACAACUUCAUUCAGAUGACAUUGUCCAUAUUCACCAUAUCAAAUAAUUGCUAUAAAAUUUUGAAUAUGAUUGAAUUGAUUCGACAUACAUUAAAUAUGUUUAUUUAAAUGUUUUAAGGCAUCUGAGAAGAAGUUUGCAAAUGUCUCGCUUUUUUCUGCUUACAGAUUGACUUUUAGUUCUUCAAAUUUCUAAAGAACUGAAACUUUAUACACAAAAAUAUCAUAUAAAAAAUGUAUGGCAUAAUUUUAAAUUCACUUUCUUGAUCUUUUGUCUUUUCUCUUUUGCGUAGACCGUAAUAAUUCGUUGUUUUCAUUGCAAUUGUGAAUUGUUGCAUUGUGCUUAAUUUGUGUUCAGUUAAUAAUAUCAUCAUGUUGUUCAAAGAUAAAGUUGAUAUAUCCAUUUCAAAAAAUAAUUUUUUGGGUAAUUGUAUUUUUGCGUGUGUGUGUGUGUGUUCCUGUCCUUGUUGCUUCUUCUGUAAAUAUUAAACUGUACUUGAAAAUGGCAAUCAUGUCUAAUACAAUAGUUUUGAAUUAAUGUGUAGAAAACUGCCAACUUUUUAUUAUUGAUCUUAGAUUUUCUCUUUUUUUCAAACUCAGGGGUUAACCUGUAAAUGUAAUAGUGUUCUGAUUGUGUGUGAAAGCCAUAAAUGAAUCAUUUUUACUCGUUAAAAUUCCUUCCUUAUUUUCUUUCUUAUUUUGAUCCUUACAAAUUUUUGGCAUCAGUUGUUUCCUCUUGUUUUUCCCUACUUUGUGUUUGCUUUUUUCCAACAGAAUGUGAUUGUUUGU